Aspergillus saccharolyticus JOP 1030-1 is the source of this 1883-nucleotide messenger RNA. RefSeq names its product FAD/NAD(P)-binding domain-containing protein. Bases 277 to 1635 code for a protein of 452 amino acids. NCBI's taxonomy places the organism in Eukaryota, Fungi, Ascomycota, Eurotiomycetes, Eurotiales, Aspergillaceae. The record is from RefSeq and is a predicted model, not a curated record. The transcript has a single exon.
UUCGCAUCCGAAAUUAGAUCAUUUUGCGCGGAAAGUGAUUCCAUGAUGUGGUUGUGAGGACGUUCCUUCCCUAGACAGGGGAUCGUUGCCUCAGUUCGCAAUCAUUUUCCCACAGCUGGACUCUCCUCCCAAUUCUGUUAUAUACGACGCGCCUCUCCCCUUUUCACAGAUCUCGCUAUGUAUAAACCCAGACACAUUCGACCAGAUCCGGUUGAACAUCCCCCUAGCCUAUACCCCUGAUGACGCCCUUCCCUACCCCUUCCCAAUUUCCACACCAUGCUCCCCACUGACCUCAUCGUCGACACCUGCAUCAUCGGCGGCGGCGCAGCAGACGCCUACGCCGCCCAUCGACUCCAACAGCACAACCACACGUUCGCUAUUAUUGAACCCAACUCCGGCCUCGGCGGCCACACCGUCACGUACCGCGACCCGCUCUCCCACAAUCAACCGGUCGACUACGGGGUGACCUGGCUGCAGGACUUGCCGGUCGUGCGCGACCUGUUCGCCCACUACCAGGUCCCGCUCGUUGCACAGAAGAUCGACUACCGCGUCGAGAUGUUCGAUUUUACCCCCGGGCGGCCCAUCCAACCCCGCUCCGCCGACGAUGCCACUGCCGCGCUGAACCGGUACAGGAAGCUGCUGGCAGAGUACCCGUACUUGGGCACGGGGUUUGAGGAUCUCCCCGACCCGGUGCCGGAUGAGUUGGUGGUUCCGUUCAAGCAGUACAUGGACAAGCACCAUCUCGGCGGGCUGUUGGAUGUCUUCAGCUCGUGGCUGACUGGGCUGGGCGAGUGGCCGUAUUACCCGACGUUGUAUGUGAUGAAGUACCUCGGGAGGGAUUAUCUGGAUGGACGGACCAGGGUGGGGUGGGUGCGGCCGGCGAGUCAUGAUGCGAGCGAGCUUUUCCGGGUGAUGGAGAAAGGGCUGGGUUCGGGGGUGGUGCUGUUGAACACCCGCGUGGUGAGGGUGGAGUCGCGCAGCUGGAACGCCGGUCGCGUCGUGGUGGAUGUGGCUACCACGGCGCCACGCUCUACCAACACCACCAGGCGGCGCAUUCAGGCAAAAGCGCUCCUCUUCACCGCACCGCCCCUACCCAGCAAUCUCGCCGUACUAGGUCUCGACGCCCACGAACACUCCCUCUUCCGCCAGUUCGCGGACCCCUGGUUCUACACGGCGCUGAUCCGCGUGCAGGGGCUGCCGGCGGACGCUUUCCUCGAGAACCACGACCCGGACCACCCCUUCCAUCGUCCCCGUCUUCCGGCUGUCUUGGCCUUCCGGCCGACGGAUAUAGCGAACAUCGCGAGGGUCACGGUGGCGAGUACGACGCGGGGAUUGACCGACGACGAAGUCCGGGAUUGUAUACGCGCCGGGGUGGAUGCUGUGCGCCGCCGGCUGGGCGGGAAUGUGUCGGACCCGAAGAUCCUGGCGGUUCGGGAUCACUCCCCGUACACGCUGACGGUGUCGGGGGAGGCGGUCGCGAAGGGGUUUUAUCGGCAGUUGACGGCCUUGCAGGGUCAUCGUAGGACGUACUAUGCCGGGGCGACGUGGGAUACGCAUCAUGCUCCGCAGGUGUGGAUGCUAACGGAUCAGGUGCUGCAGAGGCAUGUGCUUCCUGUUCUGGAGGGUAGACGAUAAGUGCUUUGCAUGGGGGCACUGGGCUUGUUUGGGAGUCUCUUAUGUGCUGUGUACUGAGGUUGCAGCUAGUCACGUAUUGCCGUGCUGUAUUGAGUCGUGGAAUGCACUGCUUCGAUGGGUACAGUCAUUGUCCUGUCGGGAUGUACCAGUGGACAUACUAAAGUCGAUGUGGAAGCUGCAUUGCAUGUCCGCAGGUAGAUUAUUAGCCCGGUACGAUGAAGUCAGCCCGGAGCAUGCACUUUCACAAC